Molecule: messenger RNA, 679 nt
Organism: Acanthoscelides obtectus
Lineage: Eukaryota; Metazoa; Arthropoda; Insecta; Coleoptera; Chrysomelidae
Source: the annotation of a GenBank genome assembly
AUGUGCAUUCAUUUCGGGCCUGAUGAAGCCAACCAGCAGAAAUACGUAUCGCUCGGGUUACCUAUCCUAUUUUCUGCUCGAAUCCACUUCCCUCCUUUUUGCGGAUUUUGCCCAUUAUUUUCCUACUUGUUGUUAUAUACUUUUCUUCGCAUGAUUCUCUUUAUAUAUAUAUAUAUAUAUAUAUAUCUUCUGAGGCCUCCUGUACGCCCCUGACUUAUUUCCCCACCAACGAUUAUUUUGGACUGUGUGCUGUCGCCACGCGACAACAUCGACAAGUUUUAUAGAACAAUAUCGUUGUUUAGUUUGUUUGUGCGUCGCCCUAAUAAAACAGUUAUGUAAUAGAAGCUGACCAACUGGACCCUGAAAAAUGUGGCAUACGAAAAAAUAUUCUCCUUUCCAAACUGAUGAUGAAGAAAACGACCCUGGUGUAAAACCACAAGAAAGCAAAAAGGAGAAGAGAAAUAACUUUAAUUUUGAGAAGAAACUGAUACAAGCAUAAUUAAGUCAUCGAGAGAUAGAGAGAUAUUUUUUUCUCCUAACAGUUAAGGCAAUUAACUAUGAAUACUAUAUAUGUAUAUAUAGUAUUAGCUUUCGAUGGUCUAUGCCAUCAUCGUCUGGAGCUGAAAAACAAUUUUUGAAUAAUAGCAACAAUAAACAAUUACUUACUAAGUCGGCGAGA